AUGGCACUGCUCCUGCGGCUCCUGCUGCUGCUGCCUUUUGCAGAUUGUGGGAUGGAGAUGAAAUGCCCCUUAACUUUGGAGAGAGAUUGGCUAGACACAUUCAAUUAUUACAGGCCAGGAGACCACCUCAUCGGUGGGGUCAUCUCUGCCACAAGGGCUUUAUUCAAUCCACACAAAUUCAAUGAGCCUCCCUCAACCAGCUUUUACCAGAAAGCAUCCACAAAAUAUUGGCAACUCCUGUCCUUCUUGUUUGCCAUUCAAGAUAUCAACCAGAAUCCCAGGCUUUUACCCAACAUCACUCUGGGGUACAGCAUCCACGAGAACUUCUUUGAUGGGAGGGUAACGUGCGAAUCUUUGCUAGACCUGCUCUCCACUGGGCAGGCAAAUGUUCCAAACUACAACUUUGGAGGACAGAAUAACCUGCUUGCUGUUCUUGAAGGGGCUGACACUCAAAACUCCAUCCAGAUUUCGAACAUGUUGGGCACCUAUAAAAUCCCUCAGGUCAGUUAUGCUUUUGUCUCUCAUGUUCUGAAUGAUAAGAGGCAGUUUCCUUUUUUCUACCGGAUGGUCCCCAAAGAAGAAGCCCUGUACCCAGGGAUUGUCAAGCUGCUCCAUCACUUCAGAUGGACCUUCAUUGGUCUCCUUGCACCAGACACUGACAACGGAGUGAGGUUCAUGAAGACCUUGACGCCUGUGCUCAUUGAGAGUGGGAUUUGUGUUCCCAUCUCGCAAAUCGUCAAAGGAGGACUGAAUUUUGCACCAAUAAAUUUUCUUUUGUUCUCUAAGUGGAAACAAGUUAAUCUAUUUGUUUACUACGUAGAUAAUAUUUAUGUCUUAAAUGGAAUAUUUUUUAUAGAACUGAUGUACAAGUUGAUAAAACCCAUUGAGGGGAAAGUCUUGAUCACAACAGCAAUGUGGGACAUCUCAUUGGAGUUGAUGUAUGGAGGCUUAUCUUUCCAACCUAUCCAUGGUAUUUUUUCUUUCUUAAUUGAGACAAAUAAACAGACAAACUAUGGUGAUUUCCCAGCCCUAUUGUUUGCUAUUGAUGAGUUUGUGGAGGAAGGUUUUAAUUGUUCAUAUUUAAAGCAUGCAUUGGCAGUGAAAGGCUGGGCAAGAUGCAGAGAGAGAGAGAAUGUGGAGAUGCUGUCACAAGAUGAUCGGGAGGGAAUCCUCUCUCUCGACAACCACAGGAUCUACAACACGGUCCAAGCUGUGGCACACUCCUUAAAUGCUGCAGAUUCAUCAAGAUCUAGGCAAAGAGUGAUGGACAGUUUGAAAAUUCAAAAGCUACAGCCAUGGCAGCUCCACCCUUUCCUGGGAAACGGUCAGUUUUACAAUUCUUCCAAGGAGGGAGUGUAUUUGGAUGAGAAUGGGGAAUUGGCAGCCGAUUUGGACAUUGUGAAUUGGGUGAGGUUUCCCAAUAAGUCCAUCCUCGGAGUCAAGUUUGGGAAUAUCAAGAGACAGGGAUCCCCACUUCGAGAGUUGACCAUCGACCAGGAUGCCAUUAUGUGGCCCAAAUGGUUCAACCAGACCCUGCCUCCUUCCAGGUGUGUGGAAAGUUGUCGGCCUGGAUUUGUCAAGAUGGUUCAGGAAGGAAAGCCACUCUGCUGCUACGACUGCAUUCCCUGCCCAGAAGGAACCAUCUCCUCUCAAGACGAUGCAGAGCAUUGUACCAAGUGUCCAGAGAAUCAGCAUCAAAACAAUGACAAAGAUCAAUGUGACCCUAAGGUUAUCACCUUCCUGACUUAUGAAGAACACGUGGGGAUUGUCCUAUCUUCCUUUGCCCUCUUCUUAUCCAUAACCACAGGUUUUGUGUUAGGAAUCUUCAUUACAUACAAGAAAACUCCCAUAGUCAAAGCCAACAACCGGGACCUCUCCUACAUCCUCCUUUUCUCACUCCUGCUUUCUUUUUUGUCCUCCUUUCUCUUCAUUGGCCAGCCAAGGAAAGUGAACUGCCUUCUCCAGCAAACUGCCUUCAGCAUCAUUUUCUCAGUUGCUGUCUCUUCUGUGUUGGCCAAAACCAUCACUGUGGUACUGGCCUUCCUAGCUACAAAGCCAGGGAACAGGGUGAGGAGAUGGCUGGGGAAGACUCUCACCAACUCCAUUGUCAUUGCCUGCUCCAGUCUCCAAGUUGUCAUCUGCACCAUCUGGCUGGGCAUGUCUCCCCCUUUCCCGGAGUCUGACAUGCACUCCCAGCCCCAAGAGAUCAUCCUGCAAUGUAAUGAAGGAUCUGUGGCCAUGUUUUAUGGUUCCCUUGGCUACAUGGGCUUCUUGGCUGCCAUCUGCUUCACAGUGGCUUUCCUGGCCAGGAAGCUCCCAGGGUCCUUCAAUGAAGCCAAGCUGAUCACCUUCAGCAUGCUGGUCUUCUGCAGUGUUUGGGUGUCCUUUGUGCCCACCUACCUGAGCACCAAGGGGAAGUACAUGGUAGCCGUGCAGGUCUUCUCCAUCUUGACCUCCAGUGCUGGGCUUCUGGGCUGCAUCUUCCUUCCCAAGUGCUACAUUAUUUUAUUGCGGUCUGAUCUGAAUACAAAGGCAUAUAUAACAACAACUAAAUUAGAAAUCUGA
Molecule: messenger RNA, 2565 nt
Organism: Podarcis raffonei (Aeolian wall lizard)
Lineage: Eukaryota; Metazoa; Chordata; Lepidosauria; Squamata; Lacertidae
Product: vomeronasal type-2 receptor 26-like
Exons: 6
Coding region: 1-2565 (854 amino acids)
Biological process (GO): G protein-coupled receptor signaling pathway
Cellular component (GO): membrane
Molecular function (GO): G protein-coupled receptor activity
Source: RefSeq, a predicted model, not a curated record